Messenger RNA from Melampsora larici-populina 98AG31, 1023 nucleotides. RefSeq lists its product as uncharacterized. The coding region runs from base 1 to 1023 and encodes 340 amino acids. The transcript is spliced from 4 exons. The record is from RefSeq and is a predicted model, not a curated record. Lineage: Eukaryota; Fungi; Basidiomycota; Pucciniomycetes; Pucciniales; Melampsoraceae.
AUGUCCUCCCUUAAGGCUUUUCACCCCAAGCUAAAUCGCCCAAGUGGAUGGCGUCUACCAGCCUAUCAGUCAACGACUUCUGGCGAUUCGCCCUAUCCGGGCUUGACUUCCGAACAGGUCCCUUCUUCUCGACCGGCUACUACGACUGGAUCGGAGCUCAGUUUCCCCCCUGCUACUACACACUUGGAGCAAAUUAGGGAAACCCGGGAUGCCCUUCAGGCCCUUUGGCUGGAGCGUCCUUGCCGCUACGACAGCUAUAUCCUCCCCAUUCCUACGCUUCCCAACAGAAGAAGGAACCGCGGUACUCACCUUGGUCUUUCUCCACUAGAUACUGAUGACAAUUUCUUCCUCAUCUUCUCUUUCUCCUCCUUACUUCGUUUCUUCGGUCUCUUCUUUACAUCCUUCUCAUCCGCCUCUAGCUCCGAAGAAUCUGACGUAACAACUUCUCCUUUCUCCUCGACCGGAGCCUCUCGAAUUCCUUCUCCUCCACCGGACCCUGAUUGGCCUCUGACCUCCUCUUCUCCAACCACUUCCUCCUCAAUUUGUCCAGCUACUACUCCUUCUCCUCUGCCGUCUCCUUGGCCGUCUGCUGGGUUAUGGCGGGCCGAAAGCCUAGACUCCGCUCGCUUAUUCCUUCCUUCCGCUUGCUCUUGCUCUUGUGCCUUCGCUUCCUCGGCUAUCUUCUUCUCUUCUGCACUUCGAAUCGCUUGCAACAUCCUAUCAGACUUUGCGAAUAGGCAGAGGAAUUGUGUGGUGGGAUGUGGAGAUGAAAACUUUGUUCAUCUCUGUCCACCACCCAUUUCUCUCUCGGCUUGUGUGACAUGUCUGCUCUACCUGUCACCUCCGAGCCUGAUGCCUAUUCGCGCCUGUCGCUUAUCCACUCUACUGAUAUGGAAUUACGUGUACCUCCGCAAGCUCUGGGAACACAAGCAAUUAAAUCUAAAUCAGACUGGCUUGGUCUUUUUUUGUGCAACUUUGAAAUGUCCAGUCAACUUUGUUAAAAAAGGAUUUUUGUCAUCAUAG